CCGGCAUCCAUUUCUCUCUCAUCAUGUCUCUCUCUCUCUAGAAAACAAAGAUUCAUAUCACAAACUAACAGAUCCUUAUAAAUCGUAGAUUCGUAUAAGCCUGAUUUUUCAUCUUUUUGUAGAAUUCCUUCGUGACGGAUACCGAUAUCUAGACCUAAUUAGAUUUUGAGCACAAAGUAUAAUGGUUGGCGGUAGAGUUGCUCAUCCGGUCCUGAAAGGCCCUAGCGUGGUGAAGGAACUCGUGAUUGGAGCCGUGCUCGGUCUAGCCGCUGGCGGUUUGUGGAAGAUGCACCACUGGAACGAGCAGAGAAAAACACGAGCAUUUUACGACCUGCUUGAAAAGGGCGAGAUAAGCGUUGUCGUAGAAGAAGAAUGAAUGUUGUUGUUCCUUCAUCGUAAAAUUCCGAUGUCUACAGUCAUAUAAAUGGGAGUUGGUCAUUCGGGAUUUCAUAGAACAUAAGAAUUAUGCAUUGAAGUUGUGCACAAAGUUGCUAUUUUCUUAAAAAAAAAUGUGGGAUUGCUGCUCUUCUUGAUUCAUCAUUCAUGUUAUGGUUUGAGCCUGAA
This is a messenger RNA of Cynara cardunculus var. scolymus (artichoke), 564 nucleotides long. Its product is annotated as cytochrome c oxidase subunit 5C-2. Bases 182 to 376 code for a protein of 64 amino acids. The record is from RefSeq and is a predicted model, not a curated record. Lineage: Eukaryota; Viridiplantae; Streptophyta; Magnoliopsida; Asterales; Asteraceae. The transcript has 2 exons.